Messenger RNA from Mercenaria mercenaria, 7991 nucleotides. Its product is annotated as shootin-1-like. NCBI's taxonomy places the organism in Eukaryota, Metazoa, Mollusca, Bivalvia, Venerida, Veneridae. Gene Ontology annotation, molecular function: actin binding. The coding region runs from base 185 to 1831 and encodes 548 amino acids. The transcript has 21 exons. The record is from RefSeq and is a predicted model, not a curated record.
AAAACGCCAUUUACGCUUACUCUUGCUCGGACUUCCGGGUACAAAUCGUGACAAAAAUUAUAAGCGAUUUAUGAUGAGGAACCUAAUGUUUUAGUUGGAGUUUGCAAUAGAACAGCAUUGAACGACAUUUUUGGAACACUGUGGUUGAAUUCUGUUUCAGGUUGUGUAGAUGUGAGACUUGAAUAUGGCUGAUGAAGAGGCAGUAGACUGGCAAGCCCAGUAUGAGGAGGCGCUGGAAAAAUUAAAUCAGCUUGAAACAACGUCAAAAGAUGCACAGAAGCAGUAUGAUGACCUCCUUGAGAAACAUAAAACAGUUGAGAAACAGAAUGAAGAGUUACACAAUAAAUUACAUAGCCAGAAAGAUCAGCUGAAUGAAGUUAAUAAAUUGAUAGAGCCUGCUCUUGAGGAGUAUAAUAAACUACAGAACAAAUAUGAGAUAGAGAAAGGUUGUCGACAUGAAGCAGAGACGUAUGCUUCACAGAUAGUGAGACAGAACAAGAAGUUGAAACGACAGAGUAUGGAUCUGAUAGCUGUGAUGAACAAAAGUAGUACUCCACUACAUCUGAUGAAUAUCAACUUAGAGGAGGAUGAUUCGGAGGAUAAGAAAUUAGAAAACGGGUAUCAGGAGUCACUGAACAAAACUUUAAGAGAACUAAAGAAUGAGGUUGCACAAUUAAAAGCUAGUCUUUCAAAGUCACAAGAUGAAUUACAAGUGGAGAAAGAUAACUAUAAAUGGGCAUCCGAAAUGUACAAGUCUGUGAAGACACAACUACAACAAACAGAGACGUCCUUAAAACAACAUAAGGAAGCUAUGAAAGAACUCUCCACAGUAUCUGAAGCAGCCUAUGAUGAGUAUGAGAAUUUGAAAGAAAGAUAUGAACUAGAAAUAAAGAGAAGAAGUGUAUUUGAAAAGAAAAUUGAAGAGGUAGCAGUGCAGAACAAUAAAAUGAAGAGACAGAGUGAAGUAUUACUGAUGAAGCUAACUCCAGGGGACCAGCUUCAUAAAGCUUUAAUGGAAAUAGAGGAUCUCACUGAAAAACUUAAUGAGCAGAGAAAAUAUUAUGAUGCUGAGAUCUCAAAGUUAGAGUCCAAAGUACAAGAACAUACAGACAAUAAAGUUUUAAGAGAAUCAAUGGAAAGUGAAAGACUUGUCUUAGAGACAGAAAAAGACGACCUAAUAAAGCGUGUAAAAGAUUAUGAAGAAAAAUAUGCAAAAUUAGAGGAGGAAUAUGAUGCACUUCUGAAGAAAUAUGAAGACUCAAAAUGUCCCCCACCACCACCGCCACCACCACCCCCUCCUGCCAUAACUGCAAGUAAAGGAUUUUUAUCCAGAAUUGUUAGAAAAAAGAAAGGUGAUAGAGCAAAAUUGAAAGUUGCUGGAGCAAAUGUGAAUACUGACUUUAAUAAAGCUCUUGACGAGAUGAUGGAGAACAUCAAGAAAGGGAAGUCACUACGACCUACACUGAAACCAGUAAAAAGGGGGAGUGGUGAUGCAGGGUCUGGAGAUUUCAGAAUGAUCCUAAAAUCUAAAAGUUUAGAUGAUGUUGAAAGACAGGAUACUCCACAAUCACCAGGAUCUGAAAGUGAUAACAGUGCAAUGAGUGAACUACACAACAUCAUGAGCAAGAUGAAGAGGACUCACAGUGAGAGUGAUUUGUUGUCCCCGAUAGAGUCAGAGCAUGGAGAGUCGGAACUAGCUAGAACAUUUAGACGAGUGAAGAAAUCACACUCGGUAGAUCCUGUUCCAGACGUGCAGAGACGUAACAAGUUGUCAUUGGUUACAGAAGAAAGAGAAUCUGAAGUGCUUUUGAGACGAAAAUGGAAGCAUUAAGAAGAGGCAGCAGCUCCCGGCAAGCUUCAUUAGUACGCUCUAAAAGUGCUGAAGAUGACGUGUUCAGCAACUCCUGAUCUGACCACAGGAUCACUGGCAUUCAGAUGAACAAUGAUUUGUGCAAUGUGCAGGGCUUCCUAACAUUCUUAUCAUGUUCUUCUUGUAUUACUACAAUGCAUAUGCACCAUAAGCAUGUGCAAUGUUAAGCGCUAUCAUAUAGUGUUGUAGUAGCAAUCAUACAUUUAGAGGUGAUAGACUUUAAUCAUCAGCUUAAUUCCAGAAUGCUGUAUAUAGGUACUUAGAAAUAUUUUUAUGCCCCCGAAGGGAGGCAUAUAGUUUUUGAACCGUCUGUCCGUCUGUCGGUCUGUUGGUCCGUCGGUCUGUCGGUCUGUCAGUCUGUCCGCAAUUUUCGUGUCCGGUCCAUAUCUUUGUCAUCGAUGGAUGGAUUUUCAAAUAACUUGGCAUGAAUGUGUACCACAGUAAGACGACGUGUCGCGCGCAAGACCCAGGUCCGUAGCUCAAAGGUCAAGGUCACACUUAGACGUUAAAGGAUAGUGCAUUGAUGGGAGUGUCCGGUCCAUGUCUUUGUCAUUGAUAGAUGGAUUUUCAAAUAACUUGGCAUGAAUGUGUACCACAGUAAUACGACGUGUCGUGCGCAAGACCCAGGUCCGUAGCUCAAAGGUCAAGGUCACACUUAGACGUUAAAGGUCAUUUUUCAUGAUAGUGCAUUGAUGGGCGUGUCCGGUCCAUAUCUUUGUCAUUCAUGCAUGGAUUUUAAAAUAACUACGCAUGAAUGUGUGACACAGUAAGACGACGUGUCGCGCGCAAGACCCAGCUCCGUAGGUCAAAGGUCCUAAACUCUAACAUCGGCCAUAACUAUUCAUUCAAAGUGCCAUCGGGGGCAUGUGUCAUCCUAUGGAGACAGCUCUUGUUCAUUUUAUUCUGGUAUCAUUAUGUUCAUCCUGAAGAGCCAUAUCUGCUCAUAUUAUUUACAGCUUUAUAGAAUUAAUUAAUACAACAAAAAAAAGGGAUUUAAAAAAAUGUUUAACUAUGCAAAUUUCAAGACACCUUGUUUUUCUCAGAAUACCAAUAUGGACUUACAGCAUUGUGGAAUUAAGUCGAUGUUUUUUACUGUAGGAAAGGUUAUGUCACAAAUAUUCCUAGGAUUUUAGAUUAUACUGUAUAACUCAUAGAGGAGCUUCCGAAAUGUAUACAUUAUGCGUAGAUAUUUGAAACAAAUGUUCCCUGUAACCUCUUGUAUAUUUAUGUUUAAAUUUUAUAAUUUGUUGUUGAUUUUUUGCAUAAAGUUUAUCAAUUUUUUGAAGAUAUCUAAUUUUUGUUUACAUCUGUGAAAAUAUUGAAAUUAUAUUAGUUAUAGAAUUUUAGGUUUUUGCCAGUAAUUUGUUUAAAGUUUUAUUUUGACACAAGGUUGAUUAACCCUUACCCUGCUAUAUUUCUAUAAUGGACUGGUCCAUCUUUCAAUUUUGACAGUACCACUUAUUACUCAAAGGUGUGUUCACUGAAAAUUAACUGACUGAAUAGCGAACAGUGCAGACCAUGAUCAGACUGCACGGAUGUGCAGGCUGAUCUUGGUCUGCACUGGUCGCAAAGGCAGAAUCACUUGCCGCCAGCAGGCUAAGGGUUAAAUAUGUUUUUGAUAGCUUAUUAUACAAAAGUUAGAACAACUCUUCUUAUGAUUACACUGUUUUGUUUUUUCUCCUUUUUUUGGAAAAAAGUAACUUCCACCGUUUGAUAUAUACAUUUGUAACAGUGCCCAAUUACAUUCCGUUUUUAUUAGCUCACCUGUCACAAAGUGACAAGGUGAGCUUUUGUGAUCGCGCAGCGUCCGUCGUCUGUGCGUCCGUCCGUGCGUAAACUUUUGCUUGUGACCACUCUAGAGGUCACAUUUUUCAUGGGGUCUUUAUGAAAAUUAGUCAGAAUGUUCUCCUUGAUAAUAUCUAGGUCAAGUUCAAAACAGGGUCACGUGCGGUCAAAAACUAGGUCAGUAGGUCUAAAAAUAGAAAAACCUUGGGACCUCUCUAGAGGCCAUAUAUGUCACAAGAUCUUCAUGAAAAUUGGUCAGAGUGUUCACCUUGAUGAUAUCUAGGUCAAGUUCGAAACUGGGUCACGUGCCUUCAAAAACUAGGUCAGUAGGUCAAAUAAUAGAAAAACCUUGUGACCUCUCUAAAGGCCAUAUUUUUCAUGGGAUCUGUAUGAAAGUUUGUCUGAAUGUUCAUCUUGAUGAUAUCUAGGUCAAGUUCGAAACUGGGUCACGUGCGAUCAAAAACUAGGUCAGUAGGUUUAAAAAUAGAAAAACCUUAUGACCUCUCUAGAGGCCAUAGUUGUGAAUGGAUCUUCAUAAAAAUUGGUCAGAAUGUUCAUCUUGAUGAUAUCUAGGUCAAAUUCGAAAGUGGGUCACGUGUCCUCAAAAAGUAGGUCAGUAAGUCAAGUAAUAGUAAAACCUUGUGACCUCUAUAGAGGUCAUAUUUUUCAUGGGAUCUGUAUGAAAGUUGGUCUGAAUGUUUAUCUUGAUGAUAUAUGUAUUGGUCAAGUUUGAAACUGGGUCAACUGUGAUCAGAAACUAAAUCAGAAGGUCUUAAAAUAGAAAAACCUUGUGACCUCUCUAGAGGCCAUACCCUUGAAUGGAUCUUCAUGAAAAUUGGUCAGAAUGUUCACCUUGAUGAUAUCUAGGUCAAGUUUGAAACUGGGUCACGUGCCUUCAAAAACUAGGUCAGUAGGUCAGAUAAUAAAUAAACUUUGUAACCUCUCUAGAGGCCAUACUUUUCAUGGGAUCUGUAUGAAAGUUGGUCUGAAUGUUCAUCUUGAUGAUAUCUAGGUCGUGUUUGAAACUGGGUGAACUGUGGUCAAAAACUAGGUCAGUAGGUCUAAAAUUUAAAAAAUCUUUUGACCUCUCUAGAGGCCACGUUUUUCAAUGGAUCUUCAUGAAAAUUGGUCAGAAUUUUUAUCUUGAUGAUAUCUAGGUCAAGUUCAAAACUGGGUCACAUAAGCUCAAAAACUAGGUCACUAUGUCAAAUAAUAGAAAAAAACGACGUCAUACUCAAAACUGGGUCAUGUGGGAACAGGUGAGCGAUUCAGGACCAUCAUGGUCGUCUUGUCUAUAGAUGAGAAUCUAAUUAUACAAAACUUUGAUAAUGAAACAUUCCAGUUAUAGAUGAAACUUUUCGUUUAUGAUAAAAUUAAUUUGCCAUUUUUCUCUAGGUAUUGUAUAUAAAUAUAAGGGAAAGAUCAUUUUCAUUUUUAUGACCUUUUUCAUGAUUUUGAUAUUGAUGGUCAUUGAUUGUCAAAACAACCUUUUUUUUUAUUUUUCACUAAAAUACAAUUUUCUUUCAUUUUAAGGUUGAUUUCAGCAUUAUUUAUAUUAUUGUCCAUAUUGAUUUGAGCUUUAUGUAUGAACAUUCCACUUACAUGUAAUUGUUUGUUUGAAGGGUUGUUUUAAUAUAUGUGCUAUUUCUGUUUGCCAAGAUACACAUGUGAUAACAUGUCUAUGAAAUUUCUUGUUGUAAAGAAAGGUUUGUAAGGAUACAGAAUUCAUUCCAAUUUUUAUUAGUGUAUUUUAAAGUGUCUCAUACAGCACAUAUUUUCACAUAUCUAACUUACAGAGUGUAUAUCAUACAAUCUGACUAAAGUACUUGAUCUUCUAAACGAAGAUCUGAGAACGACCUAUUCACAUUCGUCUCCUGUAUAUUUUGGAUUUCCAUUAUUGCUAUUAUUAUGUUAUCCAAUCAGACAACUUGUUCGAUUGUCAGAGGAUAAGAAAAAUAUGCGGUUAUUCCAGGACUCGAACCCGGGAUCCCUCACUUACAAAGCAAGUGGCCUACCGACUGAGCUAACCGGCUAUCUGAUACAUUACGACAUAAGAAUUGUAAAUAUCAAAAGUCAAUGCUACAUGUAGAUUUGCAAGAUGUUGUAAGCUAGGCUCUGAUUGGCUAGUGAAAGAGCCGUCAGAACGAGGCAAUGAAUAGGUCGUUUUCAGAUCCUAUGCGUAGCGUAAUAUAGGAGAUGUACUUUAGUCAGAUUGUAUAUCAUAUAUAUUUAGUUUAUACAUUAGAUGACACAAAAGCUUUGUUGUAGUUUAGAAAUUUAUCAAUUUGAAAAUAGAUCUAUUUAUACAUUCACUAUGUGUGAUAUUGUGUUAUUUGUAAUGGUAAUUCUGGUAAUUCCUAGCUUGUUAUCACCCCAUGUGGUUCUAGGACGAUCCUUAUAUGAGAAGAAUUGGAACCACUGUCUUAACUUUGCAUAAAAAUCAGCAGUGACUAAUAGGGUCUGAACACCUGGUUUUACUGUAUCUCUGCCAUUCCAGCAGCUAUAAAAGUUUUGAUUCCAUACUUCAUGUUUUUAUUUCCAUGUAAAUUAGAUGUGAUACCAACAUUUUUAGUCCUAUUUGGUGCCAUACAACCUAUAUGGUUUAUGCGCCAUAAAAGCCAAAUUAAAUAAAAUCAAUUUAGCUUGUUAUCGUCAAUUUUUCUGAGACAAUAUAGUUUUUCUCAUGCUUGCCAGUCUUUCUUUAGUUCCAGUCAGUUAACAUAGAGAGUGUUACAUUUGCCAUUGUACUUGAUAAUUAUGAUUGCCUCUAGGCUCUGUUUUGGAUGACAUCAAUGGUGAAGGUCACUCUGGUCAAGGUCACUCCGACCUUGAGACUGAAAACGUUAAUGCCAGAGUAACUUUUAUACAAGACUCCUUCAGAUACAUUGAUAACCAACUGUCCGCCGGUAAGCUCACUUUGAAGAGGAGCAGUGGUCUUGUGGUUAAGGUGUCGGCUGCUGAACCCAGAGCUUUUUGGUUCGAUCCCAACUGGGGUCAGGACCACGCCUCACAUGACACCAGUACUGAUUUUUCCAGGAAGUGGACUCGGGAGUGGUUCAAAUAAGCUUGAAGCUUCAAUUAGUAUAAACUAAGUCCUUCAUGGCCUUAUUCUUUUCAGUUCCAGAUGAUUCCUUGUUAAGGGUUUGUUUGUUCUCAGCAGAUUCAGUAUAAUAAUGGUUGUCAUUUUGAGUCUAUAAUCAUUUAAAAUUUAGAAAAUAUGUUACAAUGUACACUGUUUUUCAUAUGUGUAUAGUGUAUCAUUUAAAAUUCAGAAAUUAUGUUACACUGUUUUUUCGUAUGUGUAUAUCAUAUCAUUUUAUUAUUCAACAGUUAAAACUUUUAUUAUAGUGAUGCUCUUCCUAAUGGACAGUCCUUUUGUAAAAGUAUUUGUUUGUAUAUUUUUACAUACUUUGGCAAGUUUUUGUCAUUUUGAUAUAACUUACAAUUUUAGUUUCAUGUUACGAAAGUUGAGCAAAGUGUUUCAGAGAAGCUAUGAACUUGUGAAAUAUAAGACAACAGAACAUUGCAUAUGUUCUUAAGCCUGGCAUUAAGGUAGUUCUGCAUGUUUGAUAAACUAGAAGUGAUUGUGUAACACCAUUUAUCCGCAUAAUGUUACUAUCUUUCUAAAAUAUAUUAAAAAAUUUGGACUUGUUAAAUAAUUCUUAGUAUUAAAUGCUUUAUAAUGAGUUUGAAAUAUGUUCAUCUUUUUUAAUCACGGGCAUAUAUCUUAAAAGCAUGCUCACGGACCCAUACAUUCUAUUUCCCCGGAUUAUAUACCAUAUACCUAUGUGUGUGAGAAGUUUCAUUAAAAUCCAUGUUGAAGACAAUUUCUAUUAGCAAAAAUAUCAUUUAAGUUGUGAUAUUCUCAUAGACUUCCAUUAUGAUAAUUUGCGUAGAUCAAGUUUUUGUUUUCAAACAAGUCCAGCUAAAAAGCAAGCACAUGACCCUUUCUUUUUUAUUUGCCAAAUUUAGUAUAUUUUUAAGUUUUGAAAAUCAGGGUUUUAUCAAGUUCUUUGUUGCAGAUAACUUUUUGAUCCAAAUGUGCAUAACUACCUUAAAUUAUUGAAAGACAGUGGACAGUAUAUGAUUUAACUCGAUCAUAACUAUGCUGUAAGCUUUAAAGUAAACUGGUGGGGCAUGCAUGGGUCUGAUGCUUUUCUAGACACAUUGCAUUCUAGACAUACUGGAAUGUUAUUCGACUUCAUACUUAAAUUUAAAACGAUGUUUGUACAAGUAGUAUGUUUGCUUUGUGUAUAAAAUCUUGCCAAUAGUGCUGUUAAAUUAGGUCCUACAUGCUUUCAUCGAUGUGUUUGAUAUGAAUAAAAUGUGAUCAUUA